GCGAUGUUGGGGGGUGGAGGGAGGAAGGAGGUGCCGUUUGCAUUCUGUCUUUCUUUCAACAUGGUGGAAGCGUUACUGCUGAAGUCGUGAGUUCGCUGCUGUUGUCUGGGAAGGAUCCUGCCCACCCUCGAACCUGGCCCCCUGUUCCCUGUCCUCCUUCGCCCGGCUUCUACUUUCUCCUUUCUUCCCUCGGCCACGAUGCUGCUAUCCCUGGUUGUUCACACUCACUCGCUCCGCUACUGGCUGCCGGCCGCGGUGAUGAUGGGCACGGCCCCGGUUUACCUCCUCACCUGGGCGGCCUGGCGCCUCCUCUCCAUGCUGCUGCCUGCCCGCCUGUACCACAUCAUGGACGACCGGCUCUACACCAUCUACCAGAGUGUCGUCCUCUUCUUCUUCGAGAGCUACACCGGGGUAGAGGUUAUUAUAUAUGGAGACCUGCCAGAGAAAAAGGAAAACAUGGUUUACUUAUCUAACCAUCAGUGUACAGUUGACUGGAUUAUUGCUGAUAUGUUAGCAGUCCGGCAAAAUGCACUUGGCCAUGUGCGUUACGUUCUAAAGGAUGGGUUGAAGUGGCUUCCCUUGUAUGGAUGGUAUUUCUCUCAGCAUGGAGGAAUAUAUGUCAAGCGAAGUGCCAAAUUCAACGAAAAAGCAAUGGCUGAUAAACUUGAGCAACAGAUAAAAGUGGGCACUCCAGCAUAUCUUGUGAUUUUCCCAGAAGGAACCCGUUACAACCCAGAUAAUCCGGAAGUGAUUGCAGCCAGCCAGGCAUAUGCUCAUAAAGAAGGACUGCCAGCACUAAAACAUGCCAUGUCACCACGUGUGAAGGCAACGCGAGUAGCCGUUAACACUAUGAGAGGCCACCUAGAUGCUGUGUAUGAUGUAACUGUUGCAUACGAAGGAACGAUAAAUAACACUGGGUACCGGGCAACAGCUCCAUCUAUGCCUGAAUUCUUGUGCAGAGAGUGUCCGAGAAUACACAUUUUCUUUGAGCGUGUGGAUGUGAAAGAAGUUCCAGAGGAGGCUAUUUUCCUGAAGAGGUGGUUACAUGAACGCUUUGAAAUCAAGGACAAGUUGUUAACAGAAUUUUAUGAGUCAGAAGAUGAGCAGAAACGAUACAAAUUUCCUGGAGAAGGCCACAAAUCACAGUUGAGCCUAAUGAGGACGCUUCCAUCCCUGCUCUUCCUUGGUGGUCUGACAGUCCCCAUGCUGCUGACAGAAUCUGGAAGGAAAAUUUAUAUGAAGACAUGGAUUUAUGGAACAUUAGUGGGUUGGUUAUGGGUUAACAUUAGACCCUAAAUUUCCAUCCUUUGAUGCAAGUUCUAAUUAUUUAGAAUAAUCCUAAUGUAAUUGCUUGUACAGCAUUUUUUGGAAGUUGCCUAUAAAAUGGGAUUUCAAAAUUGCAGUUGAAGAAAUUUUAUACUCUAAUGAAAAACAUUUGCCUUAAUGACUGAAAUGAACAUAUUCCGGUAAUGUAUCUGUUCAGUAUAGCUGUAAUUUAGUGGCAAUAUUUUACCUGCUAAGUGUAGUUUUAGAGCCCUGAUGUGUUUCUGUGCAGUUGAACAAAUUAUUGUAGGCUGUUUAAAGAAUUCAAAUGGUGUGGUAUUAAAUUUGUUGAGAAGGGAAAUGUGCUUUAUUUGAUGCUAUGUAUAGCUACAGGCUGUACUGUUUUGGGGAGGGCGUGAAGUGAUUUAUUACCACACUCAUUUACAUAGAGUCUGCUAUUUUGUUGCUAUAUGUUGAAUUGUUCGAAUUGUUUUCAGAAGACAUCACUGCAUUUCGGUUUGUAUUUAAAGAUUUUUUUUAGAACAAGCUUAUAGCAUUGAUCUUUCAAAUACUGAGAGUUAAAUCAGUGGGUCAUCAUUCUCUGUACUGCUCUAACUCUGUCGUAUCAUUAAAAAUCACAUUUUCAAGAACUGUUCCAAUCCAAUGAAAUUGCUGUGAGGCAUGGUUUAUCUGUGCAGGGCAAAACAAUGCAAAUAUAAGUAUAGUUAUGAAAGAUGGGUAAUGUGCUUAAUUUUAGUUGCUGACUGCUUAGUUUUGUGAACUGAUGGUGAUUUUUAUAAAAUAAUAUAAUUACUGCAGUAUUUCAGCUGAUGUGCAUAUGUACUAAAUGUACAUAAAUUGUUGGGCUGGAACUGUCUUCAGUUGUAUUUAUACAGCACCUUGAAUAUCAUCAUCUAACAUUGAAAACCACAAAGAUGAAGCACUGGAAAAUGAAGUGGAUUACUGUAUAUGUUGACCUUUGUGUGGAUAAACGAUUAAGAAUCUACUGCUUGUUCAUUUAGUAAUUGAGUUGCUUCGUAAUUGUGAACUGUUUUCUUAACUAUGUGAAGCCUUGAUGUGCCGUUUACUGUAUUUACAGAAAGCAUGUGCCUUUUGCCUGUAACUGACUGGUUCAUUCUCAAGACUGAUACUGAUGACAGUCUUAGUACAGGCAUAUUAGAAAUGCAUCAUUGUAACUUGCAACUGGAUUUGCCUAUGGAAAAGCUGGUAUUCCCUCUAGUGGAUCAAGAGAGCUAGAAUAAAUUUUCCCUGUGAUUUCUCAAACUGUUUUGUUUGCCUACAUGCGGUAUGUACAGUAAAACCCACUAUUCAAGUGUACAAAUCCAAAGUUUUUAAUCUUGCUCAAAGUUUAUAAUUCCUAAGUGUACAAUUUGGGUGCACCUGCUAUUGAAAUAGUGCUUAUGAAUGCUGAAUAGUUAAACCUGCUCUUAAUUUUACUUACCUCAAACACAAUUCAGACAAAGUAAAAUAUUUAUAAUAAUUUUUAGGUAUUAUCACUGGCAUAUUACAUAUCCUGAAUUUCUUUCCCCAAGAGCACAACAGUGAGCUAAUGGAAAGUAUUAUCAAUGUUUUUACACAUUUUCAGGAUAAUUCAAAUGGUGCGAUGCCAAUGUGAUUAAUCAUAGUUUCUUAAGUAAUUAAAACAAAAAUCACCUUUUAAUGCAGGUUGGUUCAUUGUGAUGUUCAAUUUUUUUAAAGCACAUUUGUUUUAAUAGACUAUGUUUACAACGUUUAUCAUAUCAUCAACUUGCACGCAUAUUCGUUCUAAUGUUUUCUUUUACAGCAUUUUUAAGCAUUACAAUUUGUGUACACCUGUUGCUUAAAU
Stegostoma tigrinum is the source of this 3109-nucleotide messenger RNA. It is a transcript of the gene agpat5, whose product is annotated as 1-acylglycerol-3-phosphate O-acyltransferase 5 (lysophosphatidic acid acyltransferase, epsilon). Gene Ontology annotation, molecular function: acyltransferase activity. NCBI's taxonomy places the organism in Eukaryota, Metazoa, Chordata, Chondrichthyes, Orectolobiformes, Stegostomatidae. Gene Ontology annotation, cellular component: mitochondrion; endomembrane system. Bases 199 to 1296 code for a protein of 365 amino acids. The transcript has 8 exons. The record is from RefSeq and is a predicted model, not a curated record.